Ostreococcus lucimarinus CCE9901 is the source of this 1098-nucleotide messenger RNA. RefSeq lists its product with no specific name. The transcript has a single exon. Lineage: Eukaryota; Viridiplantae; Chlorophyta; Mamiellophyceae; Mamiellales; Bathycoccaceae. The record is from RefSeq and is a predicted model, not a curated record. The coding region runs from base 1 to 1098 and encodes 365 amino acids.
AUGCGGCAGAUGUCGAACGCGCUCGCGAGCACGGCGGCGAGUCGAGGCGACGUCGGAUGGUUGGACGACGAGGCGGCGGAAACGACGAUCGACGGCGAAUCGGCGUUCGAGGAAGCUUUGGAAGGAGUUUUAGCGCGUCCUGGGAGCGUGCUCGCGACGGGUGCGGAGUACUUUUAUCUGCUCGUGCCAGGUUUGUUUGGAUCGUACUAUCCGCGAUACUACGCCGACGUUGAGCAGGCGUUCCGAGACCGCGGAGCGCAGUGUCGCAUCUCGCGUUUGGUCGAUGGCGAAGGCGCGGUCGUAACGAACGCAAAGGCACUGGCGCGCGAGAUUGAAGAUAUUCACGCCGAGACUGGGAAACGUGUCGUGAUCAUUGGACACUCGAAGGGCGGCGUCGACGGAGGCGCGGCGCUCGCGUUGCACGACGACAGACUACGAAAGCUCGUGCGCGGUUUAAUCGCGGUGCAAAGCCCGUUCGGAGGGUCACCCAUCGCGACCGAUUUACUCAGCGCGCCGUUGGCGGACCCCGUCGCUUCGCUUCUUGAAAUUUUGGUGAGCGCGCCCAAAGGCGACGGCGCUCGAUUGCUCGAGCCUAUUCGCGACUUGACGUAUCGCGAACGUCGCGCUUUUCUCGCCGCGCACCCCAUUCCGAGUCACUAUCCCGUGGUGUCCUUCGCCACGGCGACGAAAUCCGCCGCGGCCGGUUUGUUUCCAUCCGCGCGCUACAUCGACAAUCGCUACGGCGAGCCCAGCGACGGCUUGGUGUGCGUUCGCGACGCUCAAAUCCCUCGCGCCGUGUGCGUCAACGUCAAAUUUGAAAACGACCACGCCGACUGCGUGUUCCCUUCGCGGCACCCCUCCGACAUGGUGGACGCGCACGCGCGCGCGCAGGCUGAAAAUCUCGCCCUGCGCCAGCGUCUGGGUCUGUGCGAUUCCCCUCGCCGUGGUCCGCCGCUCCCGCCGCCCGUCGGCGUCUCCGUCGUCGCCGCGCAGCGCGCGCUCGCCGACGCCCUCCCCGAGCGCUUAAAGUCCUCCCCCGCGAGCGUCGAUUACCACGAAGCCUUGGUCGGGGUGUUACUCGCGCGUCCGGGUCCUUAG